Messenger RNA from Scheffersomyces coipomensis, 237 nucleotides. RefSeq lists its product as uncharacterized. The coding region runs from base 1 to 237 and encodes 78 amino acids. The transcript has a single exon. The record is from RefSeq and is a predicted model, not a curated record. Gene Ontology annotation, cellular component: mitochondrion. Gene Ontology annotation, biological process: mitochondrial respiratory chain complex II assembly. Lineage: Eukaryota; Fungi; Ascomycota; Pichiomycetes; Serinales; Debaryomycetaceae.
AUGGCACGUCUAUCGGGGUUACAGAGAGAGGUACUAAAACUAUAUCGAAACUGUAUAAGAACCAUCAAGACUAAACCUAUUGAUACUCAAGAUCAUUGGCGUCAAUUCAUUCGAGAAGAAUUUAAAAAGAAUCAACAUAUUUCAAAGAAACAAUUCAAUGUCAUUGAACAUCUAAUUAGAGUUGGACAUAGACGGUUUGAACAAUACCUGCUGACUCAAAUCAAAGACAUCCAUUAA